This is a messenger RNA of Mandrillus leucophaeus (drill), 2229 nucleotides long. RefSeq names its product zyg-11 family member A, cell cycle regulator (gene ZYG11A). The record is from RefSeq and is a predicted model, not a curated record. NCBI's taxonomy places the organism in Eukaryota, Metazoa, Chordata, Mammalia, Primates, Cercopithecidae. Gene Ontology annotation, cellular component: Cul2-RING ubiquitin ligase complex. The coding region runs from base 1 to 2229 and encodes 742 amino acids. The transcript has 15 exons.
AUGUCCCCUCAAGCCCUGAGGCGCGGGGCUGGGGAGGAGUGGGAAGAGGCAUCUCCCUACACUUUGGUGAACAUCUGCCUGAAUGUCCUGAUUGCUAACCUGGGGAAACUGUGUUCUGAAAGACCUGAUGGAACGCUGUGCCUUCCGGAGCAUUGGAGUUUCCCUCAGGAAGUAGCUGAUCGAUUUCUCAGGGUGAUGACUUGGCAAGGCAAGCUGACUGACAGAACAGCAAGCAUUUUCCGAGGCAACCAAAUGAAACUGAAGCUGGUCAAUAUCCAAAAAGCUAAAAUCUCUACAGCUGCAUUCAUAAAAGCCUUCUGCCAUCAUAAGCUCAUUGAACUGAACGCUACUGCAGUGCACGCUGACCUCCCAGUUCCAGACAUCAUAAGUGGACUCUGCAGCAGUAGCUGGAUCCAGCAAAACCUCCGGUGUCUCCUGUUAGACUCGACAAGCAUCCCUCAAAAUUCAAGAUUACUGUUCUUUAGUCAGCUCACUGGUCUUCGCAUUUUAAGUGUUUUUAAUGUUUGUUUUCAUACCGAAGACCUGGCUAAUGUUUCUCAGUUACCAAGACUGGAAAGCUUAGAUAUCUCUAAUACUCUGGUCACUGAUAUUUCUGCACUGCUUACCUGUAAGGAUCGAUUGAAGUCUCUUACAAUGCACUAUCUAAAAUGCCUGAGCAUGACCAAACCACAAAUUCUUGCAGUCAUUAGAGGACUUACAUGUCUGCUUCACCUUGAUAUUUCUGAUCACAGGCAACUCAAAUCAGACCUAGCUUUUCAUUUGCUACAGCAGAAGGAUAUCCUGCCCAAUGUUGUGUCAUUGGAUAUUUCUGGGGGCAGUUGCAUCACUGAUGAAGCUGUAGAACUAUUUAUACAACAGCGGCCUGCCAUGCAAUUUGUGGGACUAUUGGCCACGGAUGCUGGCACUUCUGACUUCUUUACUACAAAGCAAGGCUUGAGGGUUGCUGGAGGAGCCAGUAUGAGUCAGAUUUCAGAAGCUCUGAGCCGAUACAGGAACAGAUCAUGUUUUAUGAAGGAAGCCCUCUGCAGGCUAUUCACAGAGACAUUUUCAAUGGAGGUAACCAUGCCUGCUAUUUUAAAGCUUGUGGCUGUAGGAAUGAGGAAUCACCCGUUGGAUUUGCCAGUGCAGUUCACAGCCAGUGCUUGCGCUCUCAACCUAACACGCCAGGGCCUGGCCAAGGGGAUGCCUGUUCGCCUGUUGUCAGAGGUCACCUGUCUACUUUUCAAGGCUCUGAAAAAUUUCCCCCAUUACCAGCAGUUACAGAAGAAUUGUCUUCUCUCCUUAACCAAUUCCAGGAUUCUUGUGGAUGUUCCCUUUGACAGGUUUGAUGCUGCCAAGUUUGUCAUGAGAUGGCUCUGUAAGCAUGAAAACCCCAAGAUGCAAACAAUGGCAGUGAGUGUCACCUCUAUUCUAGCUCUGCAGCUCUCACCUGAGCAAAUGGCACAGCUUGAAGAGCUCUUCAUGGCAGUUAAGGAACUUCUAGCAAUAGUAAAACAAAAGACUACUAAGAAUUUAGAUGAUGUCACCCUCUUGUUUACUUUGAAAGCACUUUGGAAUCUUACAGAUGGGUCUCCAGCUGCCUGCAAGCACUUUAUUGAAAAUCAAGGAUUGGAAAUCUUCAUCCAAGUCUUGGAGACGUUUUCAGAGUCAGCAAUACAAAGCAAAGUACUUGGUCUUUUGAACAACAUAGCAGAAAUCAGAGAGCUCUCUUCCAAGCUGGUGACCGAAGAUGCGCUGAAGCAUAUCAACAGUUUACUCUGUAGCAGGGAAAUGGAAGUCAGCUAUUUUGCUGCAGGUAUCAUAGCCCACCUGACAUCUGACAGACAGCUUUGGAUAUCCCGUGACUUCCAGAGGCGUGCUCUUCUCCAAGAUCUGCAUGCAGCCAUCCAGAAUUGGCCAAGUUCAAGUUGUAAGAUGACAGCAUUGGUGACCUAUAGAUCUCUCAAGACAUUUUUCCCACUCCUUGGCAACUUCUCUCAACCAGAGGUUCAGCUCUGGGCACUAUGGGCUGUGUGUCAUGUCUGCAGUAAAAAUCGGUAUCUUCCUGACCUGGGUUCCAGCACUUCAGAACAUUGUUAUCAGAUGCUAGCUUAUGCUGAUGUGAGGAUGUGUUAUGGGAACCAGUGUGUUAAGUCCAAUUCUGUACAAGACAUCCCUUCAAGUUCUGUGUCAUUCACAACAAUCCUCAUGGGUAGGAUGCAAGCAUAA